Molecule: messenger RNA, 3738 nt
Organism: Spinacia oleracea (spinach)
Lineage: Eukaryota; Viridiplantae; Streptophyta; Magnoliopsida; Caryophyllales; Amaranthaceae
Exons: 13
Coding region: 315-3122 (935 amino acids)
Biological process (GO): negative regulation of DNA-templated transcription
Cellular component (GO): nucleus
Molecular function (GO): metal ion binding; RNA binding
Source: RefSeq, a predicted model, not a curated record
UAAUUGAGUGACUUUAACCGAGAUUAUUUGAAACUCAAUUAUGGUCGUAUCUCGUUCUCGUAGUAGUGAAGAGCCAAGUCCCGCCAAAAUUCCACACUCUUUCUCUCUGUAAAUCUUCGGCUGUUAAGCUAUUUAUCCCAAUUAAUCUUCCUUAUUAAAAUUCUUUUAAACAAAUUUUGGUUCAAAUCCUUUGUACAAAUUCAUACUUUGAUAAAACUUUAUGCAAAACCCUUUUCUAGGGUUUAUCAUUUGCAGAAUCAAAAAAUUUCUGCAAAAUCCGGAACCUCUUUUUCGCUUAAUCAAAUUCAACUGAAAUGGAUAAUAAUUCAAUUGACGGAGUUCCGUCGAAUGAUUCAAUUAGAGAAUUAUUUGGUCCUCCACCUCCAAGACGCCCAAUUCCCAGCAAUUCUUUCAAUGCCCUUGUUAAAAUAUUUUCUCUAUUUUCUGAUCAGAAUCCCUUUUCCGAGUGUGUUUCUUAUGCUCAAAUUCCAGAGUAUUCGAAGCAGUGUGUAGAUAAUCCAAAUGAUUCAAGACGACUACUAUCAGAUGAUAUACACAGUGACGUGGUUGUGCCAAGAGGUGAGAAAGAAGCUUCUAAUGGAUUGGCUGGUUUUGAUUCUGUGGGUGAUCAUGAUGUAAAUAGCGAGGGGAUUUCUGGGGACUUUUCUAACGAUAUCGGUUUAAGUGGCUCAAAACUUAUAUUAGAUGAGUUGGGUAGGGAAAAUAAAAACAAAACCUUGGAAAAAGUACCUUAUGAUGAGGAGGGUACCGGCAUUGAGAGGGCUGAGGUUGACAAAGUCCAUGCAGAAUUGUCAGGUAUUGAGAGAAUUCUCAUGGAUGAAUCAGACAAUUUUGAUGUAUUACAACAGCCAGACAAAGAUGCGGAUUUUGAUUUUUUGAAUGAUUUUAGCUGUAUUUUGGACACAGAUGUUUGUGUUAAUAAGUCCAUGACAGUUGAAAGCAACAGUAGCGAAAAACUGAUUGCUGUUGAUAGGAAUACGAAGGAAGAUGCGGCAGGGGAGAAGAAGCGAAAAGAUGUGGAAGUAAACCUAUCAACUUCUGGAGGCGAUGGAGCAAAAACUCAUACUCAUCUUCCUGUGGUUAGAGAGAUAUCCGACUGUCAAGAGGUUGUAAAUCAGUCUGUUGGCACAUGUCCUGGAGAGGGUCAGAGAAAGAAGAGAAAGCUUUGCAAAGAAAAAGCGCCUCAAGAUUUAUCAGAAUUUGGAGGUCUAACUUUUGCUGCACAGAAAAGCAACAAUGCAGGAGGAACAGUCUCAAAUAGCAUCACGAAGGGGAAUAAGGUUGGUGUUGCUGCUAAAGAAAAAACAAAGAAGGUUAAGGACACAUUUCACACAUCUGCGAAGGAUGUAAAUUCAGGAAAAAGUAAGCUUUUAGUUGUAAGUGGUGAGACUUCGUACAACAUGAAAUCUGGGGAUGCUGAUCCAAUUGUGCGUGGGAAGAUGGCGAAGCAAAAUACUAAGAGAAAGGACGGAAAUGCUAGGCCCAAGACUUGUGUGAAAUUUCACUACUCUCGAGAGGAGUUGCUAAAUCUUAGGAAGAUAACUUCUUUCCCUGAGGAUAUUCUGAAACUUGCACGAGAAAUGGAUGCUGAGGUACAUGGUAAAUACCAGAAAUCUGCUGCUGGAAAACUGACUGAUGUUGGUGGUGCUAAGAAGGAAAAGCUCAGUACUUCUACAGAGGAUAAAAUGACCGAGGAAGAGGGCUCUAGCAUCUUGAAGCAUAAAAAACGAGGCACUUCUUCAGAGGCAAGGAAGGAAAAGAAAAAGCAAAAGAGAAGGAAGAAACGAGCAGAAAUGAACAAAAAACAUGGCAUCAAAAGAUUGAUACUUACACCUAUUGUGAAACCAAAAGUUAUCCAACCCUGCCGCCAUUAUCUUAAUGGAAGAUGCCAAGAGGGUGAGAAAUGCAAGUUUUCACAUGAUGUGGUACCCCUGACAAAAUCCAAGCCUUGCUGUCACUUCGCACGUCAAGCUUGCAUGAAGGGGGAUGAUUGUCCAUACGAUCAUCAAUUAUCCAAGUAUCCAUGUAACAGUUUUGUGACUACAGGUUUUUGCAACAGAGGUGAUAUCUGCCUAUUUUCACACAAGAUUUCUGCCAAGGAAGGUUCGGAAACUGCCGCAGCUGUUUCGAAAUGUGAGGCCACUUCUCUGGAUCAACUUGACAAGUCAAAUUCUAAACAGCUGCUCAAUGCCAAAGCAUCCUUCUCUUCUGGUAUUGUAGCAACUCAGACCAGUCAUCAAGCAAAGGCGCCGAAAGGUUUAAGCUUUCUUCCGUCCGGAAAAUCUUCUUCACCCAAGGAUUCUGUUGGUGGUGGUGCUGAUGCUGGAACUAUUACUCAGCCAAAUACAGCAACCACAGCUUUCAACCUGAUUAAAGGCUUGAUUGAUACCCCUGCUUCAGACACACCUCAAGGAACGGAUUUUAUCUCAAUUGUGAAAUCCUCGGUUGGUAACUUAGGGGACAAGAAACAAGCCAGCCCUUUAUUACAUAGGGAUAAUUCUAGAUUUUGUUCAUUUGGAAAGUCGGGGGAUGACUCCUCUCACAGAAGUGUUGACACUGCUGGUACUAGUAGUCAGCUGAACAAGGGAAUAAUGCCAAGCAGAGUACAAAGUGUGUGUAGAAUGCUAGAAACUAACCCGGCUCCAUUGAGCCCUAAGAACAACUCCAAUGGUCCUUUUUUUAACCGCUGGAGUUGCUCUAAGCAAAUUAGUGUUCCGUCUUCCGGUGGACCUCCAUAUGAUAAUAGUGGUGGCAAAUCACAAGUUGAUUCUCAGAUUAGAGAGAAGGAAAGUGCAAAUGGAUCUGAGAAGGCGGCAAUACAACCAAAACUAUGGGAUUCUCCAACUUCAGGUCAAUGCUCGACCAAGGCGGUUGGAGUGAAAAACACACCAAGUACGUCUCAAAGGGCACUCUUGUCUGCACUCUCAUUCGCGGCAAAAUAUGAAUCUGGGAUAAAGAUGACGACUUCAGCAGGUUCUGCUAAAGAGGUCACUAAGAAUGAAGGGAAAAUUAGCAGUGACAGUGGAUGCAAACAGAACGAACCAUCCAAAGCUUCAGCAAUUUUGGAGUUCUUGUACAGUGGAGGCAAUAAAGAGAAGUAAUAGAGAACGUCUUAACAUUCGAGGUAUUAGUCGUAUUCCAUGAAACCUAUGUUACUCGGAUUCGGGUUCCCCAUGCAGGACACGGGUACGUGUCCAAGUGUCUGACUCGGCUAUUUUGGGAAAAAAAUUCAUGAUUUUGGUCCAAAAUGAUGUUUUUUUCACGAUUUUGGUCCAAAAUGAUGUGUCCAAUGUCCGUACCCAUGUCCGAGUAUCGAAGAUCCGACGCGGGUAAUUGAGGUAAAAUGAAAAGUCCAAGUAACCUAGCAUGAAAAUUUUAAGGAAAUACAUGACCUCAAGCUUGUUAUGUUUGAAAAACUUUUACCGAAUAACAUUGAACAACCUUUUAUAAAAAAAACCUUAUAAACAUGUAAAGUGUAGGAUAAAGUAGGGCCAUAGAGUUAUUUUUACUUUUUUACAGUUUUCUUUUAUUCAGUGUCAGGGAACUAACAAUUAGCCAUUUUGUGUUUUUGUAAACUUUAGAGCUUUGUAGAAUGUAUAGGAAAAACGCGAAUACAUUUUCUUCUCUUUUUGGAAUCAAUUGUACUUGUAUAUAUUCAGAACCUGUUUGGUUAACAUGGAAAUUUAAUUUCCAUAGGAAGUUGUAAUUCAAAGGAAA